Messenger RNA from Lathyrus sativus (Indian pea), 768 nucleotides. The record is from the annotation of a GenBank genome assembly. Lineage: Eukaryota; Viridiplantae; Streptophyta; Magnoliopsida; Fabales; Fabaceae.
AUGGCGAGUGAGAAGAACAAGGUAAAGCGAAAAGCAAGAGAUGAAAACGACGACGAUAGAACCAAAAAGAAAAACAAAACGACGGAACCAAAACCAAACGUGGAGCCACUUCGUUUCUUCCUGGAUCAUUUUCAAGCCGCCAACGGUUUACACCUCUCUUCCAUCGAACUCGAAUCCCUGAAAGAUACCGCCAUUUUGAAGCUAUCGAAUUCCCAAACUACGGACACUGAUUUAGAUGUGAAAUUCAUGGCGAGUGAUGUUAAAGCUUCGUUCGGUGAUUCGUGGAGAAAGGUUCUCUGUGAAAGUGAAGUUGUGGAAGGAAAAAUCGCUGCUGGUAGUCCUUCUGUUCUUGUUGUCUCUUACUCUGCUUUGAGAUCUAUUCACCUUUUGAAAGGGUUUCGAUCCGUUACGAAACAGUGUAGCUCCGUGAAGUUGUUUUCUAAGCAUAUCAAACUUGAAGAACAGAUUUCUUUGUUGAAAAACCGUGUUAACAUUGCUAGCGGCACACCAAGCAGGAUUAAGAAGCUCAUUGACAAUGAAGCCUUGGGCCUUUCAAGGUUAAAAGUACUUGUGCUUGAUAUUCAUCCUGAUGUAAAGGGCUUUUCCUUGUUUACCCUUCCACAAGUCAGUGAUGAAUUUUGGGACUUGUUCAAGAAUUAUUUUUAUCAACCGAUGAUCCAGGGUGAUCUGCGCAUUUGUCUCUAUGGUCCAUGUAAGCCGGCUGCUGGUUUAAAAGGCAAAAAAGGAGUUCAUGUUCCCGAUGAAUAA